Manihot esculenta (cassava) is the source of this 972-nucleotide messenger RNA. RefSeq lists its product as uncharacterized. The transcript is spliced from 7 exons. Lineage: Eukaryota; Viridiplantae; Streptophyta; Magnoliopsida; Malpighiales; Euphorbiaceae. The record is from RefSeq and is a predicted model, not a curated record. Gene Ontology annotation, cellular component: nuclear microtubule; mitotic spindle. The coding region runs from base 1 to 801 and encodes 266 amino acids. Gene Ontology annotation, biological process: regulation of mitotic spindle organization; mitotic spindle assembly; activation of protein kinase activity. Gene Ontology annotation, molecular function: microtubule binding; protein kinase activator activity.
AUGGAUGCAUUAUUUAUUGAGUCGUUUUUCUCUGAGGUUGUCGAUAUUGAUUACGAGUUUGAUGCAGCUAAGUACUACGAUUUCACGCGGCCUGAAACCGUUUUCGAGGCUCAAGAAGCUGAGCGCUGGUUUGAAAUCACAGGAUAUUAUCCUCCCUCACCUCUAAAGGUAAAGCCGAGUUGGGAACUAAGCAUUCCAGUACAAAGCGGAAAUUCCUCUUCUAUUUGCAAAGCUACUGAGAACACCAAUCCCACCAGCGGAGACUUGUCUACUAGUAUGGACUUUGAGACAACUUCAGCGGAUAAUAAAUCAAGACCAGAAUCAUAUAAUGAAGCCACAUCCUCAACUAAGUCACCUGCAUUAAAAAAUUCAAAUUUCAUGAAUCCUACGACAAGUCAGUUGGCCAAGCAAAAUCGCCCUCCACAGAUUCACUGUGACCGAUUACUUAGACAGUCUCAGAAGUCAGUAAAAUUUGAAGAGUGUUCACAGAGUUCGUCUAUGACUGGAACCCAAGCAACCAAAAAGCAAAAGCUCGAUGCUAGUUAUUCAUGGAAGCUUGCUCUUUUGAAGCAUCGAGAACUUCUUUUACAAAAGGCACGACCUAAAAAGGUUGGACAAAUUGACUUUCAUACUACAUUUGCGAAACCAAAGGCGACAAUUGCCAGAGAACCUAAUUUGGAAACAGCUUGUAGAGCAGAAAGUCGCAGGUCCAAGACUAAUUUGGAGUCGAUUCAAACUGCAAAAUCUACUUGUAACUUCAGAGCAAGACCCUUGAAUAGAAAAGUUUGUACUUUCAGUUAGAAUUGAGUUUUCUUCCUUCUUUCUUUCUCUAAAUUCUGUGGAAAUUCAAGUUUCAAAAAGAACUGUGUGUACGUAGAAGGUGUGAUUUUGGAUCUGUUCUAAAUGUCUUUGGGCUUGACAGAUUCUUGAGGCUCCUUUAUUUCCCCUCCCAAAAAAGAGCAAUAAACAGCU